AACAAUAUUUCACAAAAACAAAAGAUAUUAUAAUUCGAAAAAAAUAAUUUUUCGUUCAUAAAUAAAUUGUUUAUCUGUAUAAUUUGCAAAUAUAUUUGUAAUUAAUAGUUUCUCUUUGGGAAAAAUGGAAGAAAAAAAGAAAAAAGAUGAUUGGAUCCGUAUGGCUUCCAAAAGUCGGCCAGGACGUUUUUAUUUGUUUAAUAAGGCAACUGGUGAAACACAAUGGUUGCCGCUACAUCAAGUAACAGAAUCGGAUCAACAAAAACAAGAGUCCCCGCCAAAAUUGUCAAGUUUUACAAAAAGUAGCAAAACUCCUGCUCAGGAUCGUUUAAAAAGAUUGCAGCACAAUUUAAAGUCAUGCCAAACUCGAUCUAGCAACAGUCGUAUAACACGCCGCCAGUCUUCCGAUUUGGAAGCAAAGUCUAAAGAGCAAGAGAAUAAGUUAAGUGAUCAACCAUCAACUAGUACCUCUAAACCAGUAAUAGAAAAAUCUCCCAAAAAGGCCACGAAAAGAUCUCAAAGUGGCAGUAUAAUUAAAAAAAUUGAUAACACAGUUAAAAUUACUAGGAUUACUGAUGCUGAAGAAGCGAAGAAAAUUCGGCUCUCAGAGUCUUCCAACUCUACGUCGUCAACCUCAAACAAGUCAACUAAAAUUGAAACUGCCACAGAAGUUAUGGAGUUUAAGUCUUUUACUUCAAGUAAUGGUAGUAAUUUAGAGCAUUUGUCUAAUACUGAGCAGGAUAACAGUUCCUCAUUAAAUAAUUUACGUUGUGGUAUUGUUAAAAAAAUAAAAGAGAUUUGUAAAAUACCAUUUAAUAUAUCUAAAAAGAAAAUUGAAGAAAAAUCAUGUAUCAAGGAAGACAAAUCUACUGGUAUAAUUAAUACAACUCAUUUCAAACCAGUUAGGAAAACCAAGGAUAUUAUUCCAGGUUUAUCCUUAUCAACUGCACGAGAUGCCAUUUACCAGUUAAGAGAAGAAAGUAUAAAAAAUUCAAAAGCGCCAAAUAAUAAAACGGAGUUUAGUACACCUAAAAAUAUAAAUAUUCCUACGUAUCCACGAGGAUCUGCCAAUUCACGUUUAGAACGUUUAAAACAAUCAUUACUAUUGCAACAACAUGAUCAACAAGAAACAAGUACAUCUACAAGUAAGACACAUGAAAUUCCUAACACAUCAUGUGAGUCCAAUAACAAUACUGUUUCAUUGCAAUCAGAAGACACCUGCCAUAAUAACUCCAAAAAAUCUCUAAAUGAAACUCUUAAUGAUGAUGUUGAAGCUAUGGACUGGCAGCCGAUUGUAAAGGAUGAUGAUUUAAUCGAGGUAUCAUCUAGUGAAAGUUCUUUUGUAAUAGAAAAAUCUAAAAAACUUGUACUUCGAACAAAUGAUGAAAAUACAACAAUGGGUGAUAUUUACGAUACAGUUAAUGAGAAUCUUUUACGCUUUUCGGCGGAAAAGCAUAAAGAUUCUGCAAAUCAUCGAACAAAAUGGCGAAAGGAUUUUUACUAUUUUAUUGUGGAUACCAAUGUUUUAUUGAAAGACUUGACUUUUGUGGAAGAUCUUACGAAAAUGAAAUUAUGUGAUACCAAAGGCAGUAUGUUGUAUAUACCCUAUUCAGUAUUACAAGAACUGGAUAAACUAAAAAUGCGUUCAGGUUGUCAGGAAGGUGUUAAAACUCUAGCGGUUCGUGCUAUUAAAUAUUUAAAUUCUAAAUUUGAAAACAAUUCCCCAAACUUACGAGCUCAAUCUGCCUUAGAUGAACGUCAUCAUUUAGUAGAUAUUAAUUCAGCAGAUGACAGCAUCAUCAAUUGCUGCUUACAAACCAAAGAACAAGUUCCAAAUUUACUUUUACUCACCGAGGAUGUUAAUCUUCGCAAUAAGGCUAUUUGUAAUAAUAUUUUAGUUUCUACAAAGUCCGAUUUGUUGUCUAAACGAUACAAUACUAGCAAUGGAGAUGACAAAUCUUGACGUAAGAAAACAUACUCUUGGUCAAAUAAAUUGAAAGUUUUUCUACAAACUUUUCAUUUCAAAUAAUUCGUAACUUUAGUCUUUAUAAAUUAAAUGUAAAAUAUAAAAUUUUCUGUUCAUUACUUAAUAUUAGCAAUGUAAAUACUAUCGAAUAGAAUUUAAGUAUUUUUUUAGAUAUUUUUUGUUGUCAUUGUUAUAGAUAUCAAUAUAGUUUUUCUCAACAGAUGUUGAGAAA
Lucilia cuprina (Australian sheep blowfly) is the source of this 2198-nucleotide messenger RNA. RefSeq names its product transcriptional protein SWT1 (gene Swt1). The record is from RefSeq and is a predicted model, not a curated record. The transcript has 7 exons. The coding region runs from base 125 to 1963 and encodes 612 amino acids. Gene Ontology annotation, cellular component: nucleus. NCBI's taxonomy places the organism in Eukaryota, Metazoa, Arthropoda, Insecta, Diptera, Calliphoridae.